AACGACAAUGCACUCUCUGUUUUAAUAAAUUUGUUUGCGAUAAAACAACGUUUAAUCGAUGGCAUUUUAUUGCUUGAGUUAAAUUUGUAACUAUGUGUAUUUACAAAUCUCGGAUAAAUAAUUAAUUGCCAAUUGUAUAUACUGAUAAUACAACUGCAUUGUUAAGAUACAGCGUUUACUCUUGAUUGUUAAAUUACAGUGUGAUAUUGAGGAAUAUGCUUAACAAAGCAGUGACAGUGUUUGCGGUGGCGUGCCUUUGCGCCUAUGCGUCUGUUUGUCUUUCCGCCUGUGCGCCCGGGGCCGCGUGUCCGGGGGCUGUCGUCGACCUCACCCAGGCUAUUGUGGGCACUAACGUUCGGGUUCGGCCAGGACGACACGUGUGCACGUCAGAGCAGGUGGUAUCGAGGCCCGUCAAGGUCCAGGAAACUUACAGGAGACCCAUCUACACACCUCGAUCUCGGGAUUGUAAUAACUCUCCAACCAACUGUCCACAAUUUGAUGUGGCGUACGAAAUGGCAAACAGGACGGUCCUAAAGUUACAGAGGAGUUCUAGCUUCACCCACAGCUGUUGUCCGGGUUGGGGUCAGAACCAGCAACAACGCAAGGGAUGCAUGGCACCCAUCUGCACGAAUGGUUGUGGGCAGUUUGGUGUUUGCCUGAAACCGGAAAUGUGCUCGUGUCGCCAAGGUUACACUGGAAGUAUGUGCGACACAGAUAUUGACGAGUGUCAGAGCGCGGACAACGGAUGCCAUCAGAUAUGUAAGAAUACAGCCGGAAGUUACAUGUGCGCGUGCCAACAAGGAUUCAUUCUGCAGGCGGACGGCAGAACAUGCACAUACUGUUUCACGUGUCAGCAGGAAUACCAGGCUCUGUUGUCUAGCGUGGCCCUCCUACAACAAGAGUUCAAGGCAAACGUUCACACGCAGACAGAGUUGUUGGCCAACCAGUCAGUGCUCUCGGAAGAGAUCGCCUCCCUGAAAGAUGACCUCGACAAUGUUACAGCAGAAAAUUUGAUUUUGAAAUCCCAGCUCGAGGAUUUGCAAUCAAACUAUAAUGAAACACUUCUGGAGUUAGAACGACUUCAAAACAUUACAUCAGAAAUAGCUACUUCAAAAUCAGACAAAACUUCGCAAAAACCACAAACUUCAACAUAUUUUACAUCUCUUAGCACUACUACAAAAACAACAACUUUACCACCACCAACAACAACAUCAUCACCACAAACAACAACACCAAUGCAGACCACAGAAGAGCCAGGACUGCAGUUUGAUAUUUCAAACAUUAUUUACUCGCUUAGCAACCAGAUCGGUAUGCUGGAAGAAAAACUAGAAUUGUGCAAGUGUUACCCCCCGGAACCCUACGGAUGAGAAUUGGACGAUUACAGGGAAAUGUUAAAUGUUUUAAGUUCUGCUUAUAUCUAUUAUUAUAUUGCUCUAAUGGGUUAGAUUGGUAUUCAUUUAACGGUCGAGGUAUAUAGCUUACUAUAUUGUAUCGAACAAUAAAUGUGUCAACAUAUAGCUACUCUGACAUUGUUGCCAGAGUUGGAUUUUCCAUGUUUGUAAAGGAACAUUCCUAAUCGAACUGUGACUGCUAUUUAUAUACAUUUAUAUACAUUGGAUGUGUUGUGUGCUUCCGAUAGGAACUAUAUUUAGAAUCUGGAAAAAUAAGGAAACGGAAAGCAAAUCAACGAUUUAUCAACCCUCUUGUGAAGCUUCAACUGACACGGCCUAACUGUAUAUGCUUAUAUAACAAUGUGUCAUUUAAUAAACGACGCAAAUCACAUUUAAACGUGCCUACUCAAUUCGAUAUGCAAUAAUUUUAAUCGUGUCUGUGUAGAAAAAUGCAAGUUUUGAUACGAACGCUUCUAUAUUGUACCCAAAAUAUAAAAAAAUAACAAAAAAACUUUUUUUUGAAGCUAUGUUGCCUUAAACGACGCAAACACCUGUACUUAUGUGUCUCUGACCUCUCCCGGGCGACUGAUACAGUUAUAAUUAAUAAAAAUCCGUUGUCGUUUUUGCUUUAACGAAAAAUUAAAUUUCGAUUUAUA
This is a messenger RNA of Mya arenaria, 2047 nucleotides long. RefSeq names its product epidermal growth factor-like protein 7. The record is from RefSeq and is a predicted model, not a curated record. Gene Ontology annotation, molecular function: calcium ion binding; protein binding. The coding region runs from base 216 to 1367 and encodes 383 amino acids. The transcript has 9 exons. Lineage: Eukaryota; Metazoa; Mollusca; Bivalvia; Myida; Myidae.